Messenger RNA from Amoebophrya sp. A120, 4218 nucleotides. The record is from the annotation of a GenBank genome assembly. Lineage: Eukaryota; Dinophyceae; Syndiniales; Amoebophryaceae.
GGGUUCGAACCGAGCUAGAAGUAGGAUUUUCAUUGCACUGUGCACAUAGUGAAAUACAUCAUCUUCCGUUUCACCACUAUAUGCUUUGUGUUUCUCUUUUUUCGAAGAAGGAGCACUUUAUUGAUUUCCCACCACGUUAACGUUUCAUGUUUUUAACUUUCUAAACGUACAAUUACACCCUAUUUCAAAGAAACAUCAGUUUAUUCCAAAAUGGACAACAGUCAAGAGGCAAUGAUGCAGGCCUACUUGGUAUCAUGAGGAAAAAUGCCCCCUCCCCAUAUCGAAACGAAGUUUCUGAUGCUGGAUUUCCAUACACAAAUCAGAUUUGUCUUGCAGUAGAGGAAUGCAGGCAUAUGUCAAGCCUCAGCCGAGAGGUUUGACGUAGGCGCCUAGCAUGACAAACGUGUAUGCUCUGAGGCAAACAGCAUCACAAACCGCCUGAAAAAUGCGGAACGCUUUCUGGAUUUGCCUUCUUGCAAGACAGACAGGAUUUGAGGUCACAAAUCCGCAUCACAAAUUUUCAGACGAUAUGGGGAGGGGGGAUUUUUCCUUUUGAUACCUGGCCUCCAAGGCGCACAUGGGGCAGGAUAUGGGUGGCUUUCAGAAAAUAUCCUGUGCAAAAGUAUCGUACUCGUAUAAAUGCAGGUCUUGCAUUACAAAUAUUUUUCGUAAGGUAAAUCAGCAUGACAAAUUUUAUUUCUCAUGCUGAGAGAAUUUGUCAUGCAUUUAUACGAGUACGAUACUUUUGCAGUUCAUAGAAAAUUCAAAACAAAAGCCGAGGCGGGGACAACAGAAGAAAUAACCAGAGGGGCGGACAGUGGGGACGUAUUGACCAUAAAUUUUAUAGUGCCAAGAUUUACAAUUACAUCAACAGCAUCAGGAUCAGAUGAAAGAGACGAGUGCAAUAUGGAUGAAGCUGUUUUGCAUUCGUGUAUUACCACUCAAUUUUGCGAAAAUUAUCUAGUAAAGUACUCAAUUCUUUUCCCAAACCUAGGCGGACAAGGCGGUCGCGGCGGGCAGGAUGAUAUGAUGAUGGGUGAGGGAGACGGUGACGUGCCAAUUACGGUUAGAAACUUCCUCGAGGAUUUUGCACAGGCGGUUCAGGAGUCAAGAGCAGACACCGUGGAGGAUAUUUUCGUAAAGGAAUACCCAAAACUCUCCGAGGGAAUCUUUCGACAGAAGCACGGUACUAUGAUGAUUUUUCUUGGAGUCAACAACAACAUUUUGUCCUGCUGUGCUUGUUGUGUAGUUGCAUAUUUUGAUGCUGGGAGUAGUACUACUUGCGUAAGAACAUAAAAAUGGAUGACCGCAAGCGACAACAUCUACUUCCAUCACAGGUAAAAACCAGAAGUGGCCGUCUCUGGAGGAUGCCCGCGCCUGCCUUUCUGACAACCACAACGUGCACCUUCUCUACAAGGAACUUUACUACCGACACUUGUUCUCAAGGUAACUUUCUUUGACUUUACUAUGAAUUUGUUUCUCAUGCAUAUUAGAGUCUCGAGCUCGAGGAUACUUCCUAGUUCAAAAAACCCAACGCGGGAAAUAUUUCUGGAUGCAGGAAUGUUCGCCAGUACGUAGAUGACAAAUGGAAUCUAAAAACUAUCUACCAGAUUGGACAAGCAUGUGACCGCUAUGGAUCGCGUGGACGCGUGGAACAACUACCAAGACAUUUUCGACCGGGUUGGCAAGGACCUGCAGGCUAUUUCCGACGGACAGCAGCCGCCCACCGGGUUAUUACAGGUGAUCCCCGUCUGCUGGUUGUGGGAGAUGCUGGACGAAUUUCUGUACCACUACACCACCUACUGCUUCUUCAAGGCCAAGGUCACCCAGCAGCGGGCGAAAUUACAAAAGCAGUUGGAGCAGGACCCGAGCCAGGCCUCCGUGCCGGUGAAUCGGCAAACCUUGAUGGACUUCGACAUUGUAAAGGAGCAGAAAAACGUCUUCGACUCCGGCGAAGUGUUCUACACCUUGAAGCGAUUAGUAAUGGGCAGCAACAUCGACGCCAUUAUCCGCAUCGAAAAGGGCAUCGACGAGGGAGACGUCAGCGGGAUCUCCGAGCAAGCCAAAUUCUUAGGUAUUUAGGUUUUUGCAUAUACAACUUUGGCUUUGCUCCGCGUGACAAGUGGAAUUUGUUGUAAUGCUGGUUUCGCUUCCGAAAAACAUUUCUAAUGCAUAAACACAAAAAUUGGAAUUGCCACAGGUUACUUCGCGAAGAUCCAGCAGGUUCGUUACCACUUGAUGCUUGGUGAAUACGACGUUGCGCUGAAGCGUGUGGGUGAGCUCGACUUCGGCUGGGAAAACGCGCUCUACUACCGCUGCCCCGCCGCGCACGUGUCUUUUUGCUACUUUGUCGCCUUCUCUCUCUUCAUGUCCGAACGCUACAGCGACUGCCUCUCCGUGGUGUCCAAGGUAAAAAUAGAAAUUGUAUGGCUGUGUUUACGAAUACGAAUUUCUCAUGCUGUUUCUUCAGUUCUUUCAAUGCACCGUUGAGAAAUGAGUAUGGCAAGAUACCAGACCCAGAGUGCAUGUAGUUGUGAAGUAGCCUGGCGAUAAAUACAAAUGAAUGUCCAAUCGAAACCAAACCCGACCAAAACAGACCCUUCACUUCAUCCAGAAGUUGCAGCGGUUCCCGCCGUUGCAGGAACAGUACGCCGGACAGCUGAUGAAACAGCAGGACCGCAUGGUCAGGUUGUUCGUCCUCUGUCAGGUGUUCUCCCCGGACGGGUACCAGUGCAUCCCGGAAGAAAACGUCGCCAACUGGUGCGCGGACAAGUACGCGGACGACAUUAAGGUUCUGAAAACCUGGGGCAGCAAAGACGUCGCGGGACCGGUAUCUUUUGGAGACAUGAAAUUGAUGUUAAUGUUGAACCGAUGUCUUGCUAAUGCUAAAAUGUAACAUGCAUUCUUGAGAGAGCAAGGGAAAGAAGCCUUCAGUCUCUUGUUCUCCCUUGCGUUGGUCCACCAGCUGCACUUUCCACUGCCUACAGGAGUCAUGUCGGCACAGAUCAUAUCGAUCUGUAUGUCGGUGUCAAAAGUACAGUUAUCUUCCAAAGCUAAAGCAGCAAACUGCCCUCCUAUAACUAAACCCCAAAAAUUCAUACAGGAAACCGAUAUGAACACGAAGCCGUGGAUGGCGAAAUUAGUCGAGUUUUUCAACGCGAUUCAGCCGCGAUUUGUCACCAUUCUGGACGAGGACCUCACGGGUAGCCAGGACUCCAUGGAGGGCCACAAGCGACAGUGGGAGCUCUUCUGGGGGCGGAUGAUGAGCCAGAGGUACGUCCCGUGGGUGAGGAACGUCCUGCGCAUGUACAGUAAAAUCUCCCUCGCCAAAUUAACCAGCCUCUGCAACUUCCGGGACGAAGAAGAGUGCAAGGAACGCCUCGCCUUCGUCGAGUCAAAAAACCUCCAGAUCGUCAUGGACACAAGUAUGAUAUUAUACGAGAAACUUCUUUUGCCAAUUUGCUAUGUUUUUCCACUUCAGCAACUACCAGACAGCUCGGAAAUUUCAAUCUGGAUCUUUCGGCUUUCCUAAAUCCUAAACCAUUGCUUGUUAUCAGGCGACGCUGGCGGACCGUCUCUCCUCCCCGGUCUCCCGAAGGUGUGCACCGACGUGAACUUUUCCGUGAAGGACGGCGAAGUGCAAAUCAGCAUCCAGAAGCAACAGAAAGACUUCUCGAGCACCUACAUUCGCGAAAUCCACCUGCUGGACAAGAUCGCCGCCGCGGUGGUCGCGGGCGCGUAAGGUGGGAACGGUCUCAGUGGAACGAGUCGGGGACAAGAGGAGAAACGACAAUUGUCUACUACCGGCGUCUGUUGUUGAGCUUCCACCAGCUGCACAUCAUCGUUCCGCUGCGCUCCGUCUUCCGUCCUAGUGAUUGAGGCUGGUUCGAAGAUCAUGCGUAGUGGGAGAGAGAUGACAAUGUUUGCUGCAGAUGUUGACGCUUGGAAUCAGUUACACAGUCGUGUUGACAUUGACAUUCACAUUCAUAGCAGAAUGUAAUAAAAAACGCUUUUCACGAAUCUAUUGCUUACACAUUUAUUUCACCCAUGGUGGCUAAGGCUAUCGCUUUUUUUUGGUUGCAAGAAAAUGAAUGACGACACAGGCUCCACACAAAGAGCAACAGAAAAAUCAUGUUGGGGCAAUUCAUCACACUGGACAUUACACGCAGAUGGCAAUGCAAACUAAAGAAGAAUUUACGGAAAAGGAUGAAUAAGUAC